AGAUGGAGAACAACAGCAGGGAGCUCCAGGCCAGGAAAUACUUGGAAGAACAUCGGAUUAUGGAGUUGCUGCACUAUCUCACCAGUAGCCUGCUCUUUUUCCAGCCAACUAAACCAAGAGAGUAUUUAAUAUCUCUAUUGGAACGACUGAGAAUUGCUAAAGAAACAGGUGUGUCCUUUCCUGUCUUUAUGGAUCACAGUAACAUUGUGGCUAUGUUUGAGAUGAUGGACUCUGCACACAGAGGCACCAUAUCAUUUUUGCAGUACAAAGGAGCCCUAGAGACCCUGGGUCUGUUAACUGAAGAUGAAGAUUUAAAAGAUGAUGGAGAUGGAAUAACUUUGCAGAAAUUCAAGGAUGAAGUGGACAAAAGGGCUCAGAAAAUAUGGUCAGCAUUUUAAUAACACUGUAAGUCAAAGGUAAUAAAUGAUUCUAUAAAGUU
Myotis davidii is the source of this 439-nucleotide messenger RNA. Its product is annotated as EF-hand calcium-binding domain-containing protein 10-like. The transcript has 4 exons. Lineage: Eukaryota; Metazoa; Chordata; Mammalia; Chiroptera; Vespertilionidae. Gene Ontology annotation, molecular function: calcium ion binding. The record is from RefSeq and is a predicted model, not a curated record. Bases 3 to 398 code for a protein of 131 amino acids.